Molecule: messenger RNA, 5017 nt
Organism: Trichechus manatus latirostris (Florida manatee)
Lineage: Eukaryota; Metazoa; Chordata; Mammalia; Sirenia; Trichechidae
Gene: CHTF8
Product: chromosome transmission fidelity factor 8
Exons: 2
Coding region: 3006-4643 (545 amino acids)
Biological process (GO): mitotic sister chromatid cohesion
Cellular component (GO): Ctf18 RFC-like complex
Source: RefSeq, a predicted model, not a curated record
UCUUUUUGGUUUUUUUUUUUUUUUUCCUACUGUUUCUGCCUACUCUCAAGGGGAUAGGGACAGAUUAGGCUGCAUGUUCUCAGAUCCUUUUUAAUUAUUUCUGCACUAAGAGAAAUACAUGGUUCCUGCUACCUCCGCCAGGUGUGCCCUUGGUGAAGUACCCCGGUAUACCUACCUACUCUAGCCCUAAGAACAUUUGCCUAGAGUGGUAAUCCCAAGGAGCAAGAAAAAGAAGAAUAGAAUUUAGGUAUUAGAGACUAUCUCAAAGUGAUAAAGUAGAGUUUUUAAAUUCACUAAAGGGAUGCCCUCCGCUACAUUUUUUACUAACUUGGUAAAUACACCCUCAUAUGCAUAAAUGUAGCCAGUUCAGCCCACGGGUUCCUAUGAGCGAGACUCCUGUAGGCUGGGCUCCUUCAUUCGUGUACACAUGUACAGCAUCCCAGUAGGUCUAGCACAAGAGAAUCCUGACUGCAUGCAGCAGCAGAAAUGUGAGACUGCGGGCCACAGAAUUCUUAUUUGCAGUGGCAUCACUAGAUGUCUGCCAUGUGAACACAUGUAUGUGGGUAAAGAUGUGUGCUCAUUGAAGCACCAAGGAUUGGUGUGCAAGUGUAACUACUCUGUCCCAGCUCCCAGACACCUGUUUUCCUUGGCCAACCUUGGCCACAGUUCCAAAUUCCUAUUCUAACAGGAAACUGUCCAGGAAGUGGGGGAUGCACUGAAAUACUUGUGCGUUCUCUUUCCCUAAACAGUCCACACAUACCCAUCUCAAGCAUGUGAUCAGAAAGUAGUUUUUUCUCUUUUUCCUGCUAGUGCUCUGAUACCAGAGAGUAGUGUUGCCUUCUAAGUCAUUAACUUUAAAAAUACUGAUCUCCCUAGGACGGAUUGAGAAGGCAUUCGUGUACCUGGGUUGCCUCUCUAAAACCAGCUGUAUUUUACUAUAACUUAUAUCCAUCAAGGAAAAUACACUGCCUCAUCAAUCAUCAGAAGCUUAUUUACAAGAACCCUUUCUCAAUCUAUAUGCAUUUAUUGACCUUGAGAAACUUCACAACUUUUCAAUUGCUAGUUAUUUUUCAUGAAUUUGCUUGCAGUCCUUGUGCAGGGGCUAUGCUAAUUGUCUCCGUGUUGUUCCAAUUUUCGUGUAUGCGCUGCUGAAACGAGUGAUAUUGGGCCUUUUUUGAUUCAUGGUUAAAAUGUCCUGAGCAUUCUUUUAAGUUACGGUCAUAAUUAUGCUCUGAAAAUGGCUGAUUGGUUUGUCUCAUCCUCUAAAAAAUAAGUUAUCUGAAUAGAACUUGAUGGUAUUUAAGCGUUUUUGUAUAUGUCGUAUUUGACCUUCACAGUAGUUGAAUGAGUCAGAUAAGAGAGGUGUUAGCCCCAUAAUCAUUAAGUGACUUGUGCAUGAUCACACAGUAAAGAGCUCCAUAGCUACAUGCUGGAACCUGAAUUGAGGCCUCCUGAUUGUAAAUUGUUACCCUUUCACCAUCAAGGAACCUUAGAAGAAAAGGAUUUUAAAGUGCUUUUGGUGGUUCCGUACAAGUUAGUGGUGGAGUCUCCUUAUCUGUCAGGGCAAAUGAUUUAAUCUCUGUAUACCUUAGUAGCCUCAUCUGCAAAACAGGGAUAAGUACUUAUUUCAUAAAGUUGUCUUGAUGAUUGAAGGAGAUAUUACCUGUAUAUAUGCACAGCACUCGAUCCAUAGUAAAAUAAAUGGUAGCUGCUAUUUAUAUUUGAAUUUGAAGUCCGGUGAGUUGACCAAGUCCAUAUUCCCAAAGUGUGUUUGGUGCUCUGGGAGUAGAGGUUCUGCUGUCCUAUAAGGCUGCUUGCAAAAUGCUUUUCCCUGGAGUUCCUUUUCCCAAAGCGAAUACUAACAUAGAAGUAAACCUAUUUAACUGUUUAAUCAGAUAUUUGUUAAACUUGAGCACAAUUAAAAUACCUAUUAACUUUCCAUAUUACAGUUAGUAAAUACUGGACUAAUAACCUUUGCUCUAGACUCACUGUGUACAUUGAAAGGGCUUAGCCAGAAGCUGCAGUUUAGAUCACCUACCGCCCAGCCCCCCAUGAAUCUAUCCUUCCCUGAAAGACACAAGUGCAAGUGAAGCCAAUUGUUUUGAGGGGAGAGUACACCAGACUUGCCACCAGGUGGUGCUGUUGUAUAAAAUAAAAGUUGAUUACGUAUUGCGGUGUAUUCAUAUUUAAGUGGAAGAUGGUCAAAGUGUUCGAUGACACACAUCAGAAGUCACGUUACCAUUCACUAAAGUUGUCUGAAGGAUUUUUUCAGUUCUCUUCUUCGCUUUAUUUUUAGUUAAAGGAACCCCUUUGAACUUUGGAAUGUAAAACAGCCAAAGCAAGAAAAAAGUAAAAGAAUUCCUUCAUGUUUAAGAAAUAUACAGAGUAGAGAAACCCAGGUUAGCAUAGUGGUCAAGAGUGUGGGCUCUGCAGUACAUAUAUGUCUUAGGUUCAAAUCCUAGCUCUGAUUUACUAGCUACAUGAUCUUAAGCACAGUUAGGAUGCCUGUUAAUUUUCCAUACUGUGGUAUGGAUCACCAUUGGUGAUCUGAAGUCACCUGAUCGCAUAUGUACAAUAUCACUAACAAAACUUAGACCUUAUGGGGUUGUUAGAAUAAAACGAGAAGACGUGGCUAAUGCACUUAGAAAUUUUCCUGGCACACAGUGAUAAGUAUUUGCUAUCAUUAUUAAUAUCCUAAAUCUUUUUCCCCUCCUCUCUCUCUCCAGUUUGUUUUCAGUUGCUUUUUAAAGACAGAAAGCUCAUGGUACAAAUUGUUAUUUCCAGGGAAUCCCUGUGCUGAUCGUGGGACAUCAUAUCCUGUAUGGGAAAAUCAUCCACCUGGAGAAACCUUUUGCUGUCCUUGUCAAACACACACCUGGGGAGCAGGACUGUGAUGAGCUUGGCUGCGAGACUGGCACCCGGUACCUGGUGACAGCACUCAUCAAAAACAAGAUCCUUUUCAAAACCCGCCCCAAGCCCAUUAUCACCAACGUCCCCAAGAAAGUAUGAAAGAACCCCGGAUUUUCCCUAGAGAGCGGCCAACUCCUUGGGCUCGUGCUCCACUGCCACCCCGAGGUCGGCUCGACAGUUCCCUGGGACCACAAGGGGGUCCUGUUCUGAACACAGGCCACCCACUGGGCGUGAACUCGGAUCCCUUCCUUAUGGCAGCUGGUUCUCUUGGCGGAAAUAUGGCCCCAUUUCCAAGGAAUCCAUCUCCUUUUCCAACUCCAUCAGGUUCAUUGGCUUCAAAUCCAGCGCCCUUCCCUGCUGGUGCUCGUGACCCAAGUAUGGCUUCUUUUCCAAGAGGGAUGAAUCCUACUGGCACAGGCACAGUUUCUUUCCCAAGGCCAGGUGGCCUCUUGGGCCCAGGCCCAGGCCCAGGCCCAGGCCCAGCUCUAAAUUCUAGAGCAGGGGCUCUUCCAGGCCCGGGGCCUCUGUCUAACCCAAGGUUAGGAGGUCUCCCGGGUGCAGGGCCUAUGUCCAAUCCAAGGACAGGUGGCCUUCUGGGAGCAGGUCCUGACCCUAGAAGUGGGGGCCCCAUGGGCCCUGGAUCUGGACCCAACUUGAGAACAGGUGUCCUUUUGACCUCUGGGAAUGGUCCUGCCAAUCCUAGGCCAGUUGGCCUUGGCCCAGGACCAAGUCCCAGUUUGAGAUCAGGCUUCUUAGGUACAAAUCCUGCUCCCAGGUCAGGUAUGUUUCAAGGCCCAGGCCUUGGGCCCACCCCAAGAGCAAGUGGCCUGGGCCCAGGCCUUGGGCCCAGCCCAAGGGUGAGUGGCCUGGGUCUAGGCCCUAAUCUGGAUGCCAGAGCAGGUGGUGGUCUCUUGGGCACAGGAUCUGGUCUUAACUUAAGAAUGGCUCGACCUCAAGGCCUAGAUCUUGCCCCCAUUCUAAGAGCAGCAGGCCUUUUAGGAGCAAAUUCGGCUUCUUUCUCACAGGCUUCUGGUAACAUGGGCACAAGCCCAUCUUCCAUGGCAAGAGUACCUGGCCCCAUAGGCCCAAACUCGGGUCCUGGUUCUCGGGGAAUUGGAUUUUCAGGGCCAAAUCCAUCUCCCAUGUCACGGGCUCCUGGCCCCAUGGGCCCUAAUUCAACUCCUUUCUCAAGGCCGACUGGCCCUAUAGGGAUAAAUGCCAGUCCGUUCCCAAGGGGAACAGGUUCAGGGGGACUGAACCCAACUGCCUUCCCUCAGUCUUCUGGCUCAUUGGCUUCAAACCCUACUACCUUUCAAAGGUCUGCUGGCCUCCAGGGCUCAAAUCCAGCAAUUUUCCCAAGAGCCUCUGUGCCAUUAGGUCCCAACCCAGCUAACUUUCCAAGGGCCACUGGCCUGCAGGGUCCAAGUCCAGCUACCUUUCCAAGGUCUACUGGCCCAUUAGGCCCUGGUCAAGUUGCUUUUCCCAGGUCAGCUGCUGGGCCCCUGGGCACUUCUCCAGCAGGCCCUGUGGGUAUCAACCCAGCUCCUUUUGCAAGGCCAACUGGGACCCUGGGUCUAAACCCAGCUUCCUUUCCAAGGAUGAAUGGCCCUGCAGGCAAGAGUUUGGUCCCAUUUCCUAGAGUGGGGAGCCUCCCUGGCACAAACACAGCUGCUUUCCCCAGACCAGGGGGUCCAAUAGCUGCAAUGUACCCAAAUGGAAUGUUACCCCCUUAAACAACAUUUUUCCUCCAGGACCGCCUUGGUGUCCAGGCACUGUGGUUCUGGGCAGGGGCUGUGGUUUAAGUAAAAGGGUAGAUACGGAGCUGUGAUCUGAAGUACGUAGGUGGGGCUCAAGUUCAAAUGAGCCAUAUUUUUCAAAUUCUGCUUCUUCCUUCACUGAAGGUGAAAUGUUAUUUGUGGGACAUGGACUUUGGCGGGUGGGAAUGAUCCUGGCUUUAAGAGAUAGGAUCUCCAGCCUUGCGGAAGCCUGCUGUGCUUUUGUCCCAUGGCUUUCUGCCCCUUGUUUCUUACUAGUUUUGUGAAUUAUUCUUGUGGACUUUUCCUCAGGGAUGCAUUGGCCUGCAAGUCCCAAUUCAUAUAUAUUGCCC